CACUAUUAUAAAAUGACAAAAUAGCUCAUCUCCAGGUGGAAUAUCAGAAGACUGCAAGAGUAUUUCCUUCCUCAUAUCGUUGGUCCACAGCCAGAUAAUCCCUAUUUACCCUGAUAGUUCGAAGAGCUCCAUGUCUCUUUGAUCAAGUCCCAAGGAGAUCAGUUUUCAUUGUCUCAAAGAAAAGUCACAGAGGUGUAGCCAGUGGUAAUUACCUUCAUGGAGACCGAGAGCCAUAACAGUCUUCAGGAGAGACCCACACCCUCCAGCAAUGGGAGGACAUCAGUGGAUGGCGAUAAGUUAAUCAAAGCUGUUAGAGACGAAAACAUCAACCUGGUACAGCAGUUGCUGGAAGGAGGGGCUGAUGUCAACUUCCAGGAUGAGUGGGGCUGGUCACCUCUGCAUAACGCGGUGCAAAGUGACCGGGAGGACAUGGUGGAUCUUCUGCUUUGCUAUGGUGCUGACCCGUGUCUGAAGAAGAAGAAUGAGGCCACUCCCUUCAUCAUUGCUGGGAUUGUGGGAAAUGUGAAUUUGCUCAGACUUUUCCUUUCUAGAGGAGCAGAUGUCAAUGAGUGUGAUGCUAAUGGCUUCACAGCUUUCAUGGAAGCUGCUGUGAAUGGUAGGGUCGAAGCCUUAAAAUUCCUGUAUGAGAAUGGUGCAAAGGUGAAUUUGAGUCGAAGGGCAAAGCAGGAUCAAAAGAGGCUUAGAAAAGGAGGGACUACAGCUCUAAUGGAUGCUGCUGAAAAUGGACAUGUAGAUAUCUUGAAGAUCCUCCUUGAUGAGAUGGGGGCAGAUGUCAAAGCCUGUGACAAUAUGGGCAGAAAUGCUUUGAUCUAUGCAUUUAGGAGCUCUGAUGAUAGAAAUCUGGAGGGCAUCACUCGCCUUCUGCUGGACCAUGGGGCUGAUGUCAAUGUGAGGGGAGAGGAAGGGAAGACACCCCUGAUCCUGGCAGUGGAAAAGAAGCACUUGGGUUUGGUGCAGAUGCUUCUAGAACAAGAAAAUAUAGAGAUUGAUGACACAGACAGGGAGGGCAAAACAGCGCUUCUGUUGGCCGUCCAAUACAGCCUGAAGGACACUGCCCAACUGUUAUGCGAGAAAGGAGCCAGCACGGACUGUGGGGAUCUGGUGAUGAAAGCAAGGCGCAACUAUGACCCUUUCCUGGUAAAGCUGCUUCUCUCUUAUGGAGCCAGAGAAGUUUGCCCCCCUCCUGCUGAAGACUGGAAGCCUCAGAGCUCUCGCUGGGGGAAGGCCUUGGAACAUCUCUGCAGAAUAUACCGCCCUAUGAUCGGCAACCUCAAGAUCUUUAUUGAUGAAGAAUAUAAAAUUGCUGACACUUCUGAAGGGGGCAUCUACCUUGGGUUCUAUGAAGGGCAGGAAGUAGCUGUGAAGCGAUUCUAUGAAGGCAGCACCCGUGGACAACAGGAAGUCUCCUGUCUGCAGAGCAGCCGAGCAAACAGUGACUUGGUGACGUUCUAUGGGAGUGAGAGCCACAAGGGCUGUCUGUAUGUGUGUCUUGCCCUCUGCGAGCGGACACUGGAGGAACACCUGACCACGCACCGUGGGGAGGCUGUGGAAAAUGAGGAAGAUGAGUUUGCUCGAAACGUCCUCUUGUCUGUGUUUAAGGCUGUUGAAGAACUCCAUCUGCGGUGUGGAUACACCCACCAGGAUCUGCACCCCCGGAACAUCUUCAUAGGUGAGUCCCCAGUCUUCUUGUAGAAAUCAUGGGGUCUU
Messenger RNA from Ailuropoda melanoleuca (giant panda), 1728 nucleotides. Its product is annotated as 2-5A-dependent ribonuclease-like. NCBI's taxonomy places the organism in Eukaryota, Metazoa, Chordata, Mammalia, Carnivora, Ursidae. The record is from RefSeq and is a predicted model, not a curated record. The transcript has a single exon. Gene Ontology annotation, biological process: negative regulation of viral genome replication; RNA processing; defense response to virus. The coding region runs from base 217 to 1713 and encodes 498 amino acids. Gene Ontology annotation, molecular function: protein binding; ATP binding; protein kinase activity.